This is a messenger RNA of Funneliformis geosporum, 288 nucleotides long. The record is from the annotation of a GenBank genome assembly. NCBI's taxonomy places the organism in Eukaryota, Fungi, Glomeromycota, Glomeromycetes, Glomerales, Glomeraceae.
AUGGCAACUUAUGUUCGAUCCAUCUUUACUCGCUACCUACACUCACCAACCUUGAUCAAGUCUCCACAUAGCCCUAGUACCACCAGACGCAACGCCAUUGCCAGAAAUGGACUUCAUAUGAUUCAUGUUGCCACUACCAGAAAUAUAUCUAGUACCACAGCAAAAGGACAUGUUCGAUUACAGAUUCGCGAAAUUCGAAAUAAACUUCUAAUCAUGUUGCUUGGUGGAUUUUCUGGACUUGUUGGAAAGUAUAUUUAUGAUGAAAAAGUUAAGAAAGAGAAUUAUUAA